Messenger RNA from Daphnia magna, 774 nucleotides. Its product is annotated as secreted RxLR effector protein 161-like. The record is from RefSeq and is a predicted model, not a curated record. The transcript has a single exon. Bases 1 to 774 code for a protein of 257 amino acids. NCBI's taxonomy places the organism in Eukaryota, Metazoa, Arthropoda, Branchiopoda, Diplostraca, Daphniidae.
AUGGACUCAGGAAAUCCAAAAGCUACACCAGCUGAUCCCAAUUCCCAUUUGACAAUCUCCAUGUCACCAACAACGGAAUCUGGAACCUUUGCGAUGAGAAAAAUCCCAUACCGAGAGGCUGUCGGAUGCCUGAUGUACCUCACCAUCGUAUCCAGACCAGACAUAGCCUUCGCUGUCGGGCAGGAAUCUCGCUACUGUGAAAAUCCAGGUCCAGCACACUGGGAGACCGUUAAGCGAAUCUUAGCCUAUAUCUCAAGUACUCGUAAACAAGGACUCUUUUUCAGUGGGAGCCGCCAACCACUCAAUGGAUUCAGUGAUGCAGACUACGGAGGUUAUCUUGAUCAUCGCCGCUCAAUGACUGGCUACAUUUUCAAUCAUAAUGGAGGGCCGGUUGCCUGGUGUAGUAGGCGCAAAACCUGCACUACCCUAUCAACAACUGAAGCUGAGUAUGUUGCAGCCAGCGAGACAUCUAAAGAAGCGAUCUGGCUCCGGCAUCUACUUCAAAACAUCGACCUGGCAAAACAAAAUCCAGUAAAGAUCCACUGCGACAAUCAAAGAGCCAUUCAGCUAGUCCGUAAUCCGGUAUUUCACGGAAGAACGAAACAUAUCGAUAUACGAUAUCAUUUCAUCCGUGAUCAAUUGGAGUCCAACAAGAUCGACAUCAUCUACAUUGAAACAAAAAUGCAGAUUGCUGAUAUUCUCACCAAACCAUUAGCCACGCCACUAUUUGAACGCUUACGCGAUCAACUUGGAGUUAUUCCUGCCCCAAUCUAA